ACGAGAAAAAAAAUGAUGGGCGCACGUCAGGGAUUUCAAAGAGAGCAUCGAACGGGCACCCGCAUAGAGAUUUUAUAUGGAGCCCUUGUUGUGACCACUGGUAACUUUCUUCCGCCGCCCCCUCGCGGCCUCUCCAAUCGCUAUGUCCAGAGCAGGGACUCGGAGAGUCGAGACCCGACCAAAUAUAUGUCCGAUUUUUGCUACACAACAACAAGAGGAGAGAGAAUGUCUGUCCCUCUCUUCCACCUCGCUCCCGAUCUCAUCGUCUCCAGGCUAUGCUUCGGAACCAUGACGUUUGGGGAGCAGAACUCACUGCCGCAGUCCUUUCGCCUUCUCGAUGAGGCCUUCGAAGCGGGCGUCAACUUCUUCGACAGCGCUGAGAUGUUGACCUCUCUCUCUGUAUCCGGUGCCUCAGCGAAGAGCUACUCAGGGGUGGAGCGAGAAGUAUCUAGGUCGUUGGAUGAGAGAGCGGAAGAUACCGCGCGACCGUGUCGUUGUGGCUACCAAGAUGCAACAUUUAUUGAAGUAACUGUACUGCUCCGCCCACAGGUUACUGGACCAUCUGGCCAGAUGACUUGGAUUCGAGGGGGGCCUAAAUCUUUGGAUGCUAAUAAUAUUUUAGAGGCCAUUGAUAACAGUUUGUUGAGACUGAGCUUAGAUUACAUUGACCUGUAUCAGAUACAUUGGCCUGAUCGUUAUGUUCCAAUGUUUGGAGAAACUGAAUAUGAUCCAAGUCGACAGUAUGCAUCUGUGGCUAUAGAGGAACAGCUUGGUGCUCUUGGAAAAGCUGUUGAUGCUGGUAAGAUCAGAUAUAUUGGUCUUAGCAAUGAAACACCAUAUGGGGUGAUGAAGUUCAAUCGACUUGCUGAGAAUAUUCGGCUCAACAGUAACUUAGUAUCCCUGCAGAACUCUUACAACUUGCUUUGCCGAAAUUUUGACUCUGCAUUAGCUGAAUGUUGCCACCAUGAGAGAAUUAGCUUGUUGGCUUACAGUCCAAUGGCAAUGGGCAUACUAUCUGGGAAGUAUUACUCUCUUGGUGGGGGUCCAUCAGAUGCACGAUUGAAUCUAUUCCGAGGAAGAUAUUCUGAAGGUGAAUCUAGAUAUAAUCUUUCCAAUCCCAUAUUGAAAUCAGCUGUUCAGGAAUAUGCGGAUAUUGCCGUAAAGUAUGGUCUCUCUCCUGCAUCUCUUUCAAUUGCAUUUGUCUUGAAGCACCCUCUUGUUGCAAGUGCUCUUUUUGGGGCAACUAAAGCAUGGCAGCUAAGGGAAGUUCUUCAAGCUUCUAAGAUCCAUCUCACAAUGGAAAUAAUUGCAGAGAUCAACAAGGUUCAUGCAAGAUAUCCUAAUCCUUGCCCUUAAUCAGAUUGCAGUUUCUUUUCCCCCUUUCCUUUUCCUUUUCAUCCCUAGGAGUUUCGCAAUUCCUCUUCAGCGCUAUGGAUUUUGUUUGUGAGAAAGCCUAGGUCAGUUUUAUACACCAUUCUUGUUCCUUUCAUUCAUGUAUAGCAUAGUAGGUCUAGUAAAUGGUAUGGUGUCAUUGUAAUAAAUUUUACAGCUCAUGUUGGAAAACAUGCUAGUGAGUUGGCAAUUGGCAUGUAAACCAUAAAUAGAGAAAGGGAAUUGCAAGGAACUAUCUUUUUUUUUCCCUUCCUUUUUAAUGAUUUAAGAGAUGGCAAAUAUCACAAAUCUUUAUGCGCUC
Elaeis guineensis (African oil palm) is the source of this 1693-nucleotide messenger RNA. RefSeq lists its product as uncharacterized. The record is from RefSeq and is a predicted model, not a curated record. Lineage: Eukaryota; Viridiplantae; Streptophyta; Magnoliopsida; Arecales; Arecaceae. Gene Ontology annotation, molecular function: oxidoreductase activity.